This is a messenger RNA of Spodoptera frugiperda (fall armyworm), 9865 nucleotides long. RefSeq lists its product as uncharacterized. Gene Ontology annotation, molecular function: ATP binding; ABC-type transporter activity; ATP hydrolysis activity. NCBI's taxonomy places the organism in Eukaryota, Metazoa, Arthropoda, Insecta, Lepidoptera, Noctuidae. Gene Ontology annotation, biological process: transmembrane transport. Bases 163 to 9777 code for a protein of 3204 amino acids. Gene Ontology annotation, cellular component: membrane. The record is from RefSeq and is a predicted model, not a curated record. The transcript has 38 exons.
UCUCAGUGAAUUUGGAAAUAAAAUUGAACAUGUGUGAAAUUUAAAAUGUUAUUUUCCUUUUUUACGUGCGUAUUAUUUUAAAAACAAAACUUCUAAUGAAUUAAUUAAAUCUAGGAUUUUACAACUGAAAAAUCAAAUGUGAUCAACCCUGGUUCAUCUGCAAUGGGAACAAAUCAAGAAGGCACAAAAAGUAACAAAGGUGCUUAUAGUAGAAAAGGUGUGGAAAGUAGAGAUCGACUAAUUGAUGCCCGUCGCAUAUCCAAGAGUAUUUUGCGUAAAAUUUUGGACGAUUUGAAUGGAAACAUGCAUUCUCAACGUAUUAAAAUAAAAAAAUCCAAUAAGGAUGAGAGUCCCUCCAGGAGGAGGGAUCCCAGGAAUGAAUCACUGCCAAAGUCUGAAUCCAUGCGCAGUCUCAUUAUUUGGAAUAUUACUAAAGCACUAGAAAUAAACCCUGACAUGGACCUCAGGGGUUCGAUUAAGGCAGCGAAGCAGCGCCUGGACAGCGAUGCCCGGGACCUGAGCUCCGUUAGCUCGCACCCGGAGCAGCAGCACCUGGUCUGCGCAAUCCUCGCCUGGCAGCAGCUCGGACACAGCGAUGCGGACAGCCUCUACAGAUUUGUUGAACCUGCGACAGUUGCACUUUGCUGUGCAGAUAAACGUGUCGAUAAAAAGAACCUUGGAGAAAAACCAUUUAGUGGUAUACGUGAAUCAAUGAAGUCGACAAAUAUACAUCGAGGGCCCAUUAAAAAAGUGUUCGGUAUGAAGCCCUCAACUGAUGGGAGUUUUGGGUCACACACAAGUGGCCCAGUGGUGAAGUUACCACAGGACACAAAAUGUGUUAUGCGAUUUGAAAGUCAAGGCUCACAUCGACAGGUAUCAAAGAGUCCAAAACGACCGGAAAGAGACACGAUGAAUAAAAUUGACUUGGCUUGUUGUUUCGACACUGAAUGCUCUGAACGGUUAACUGAGCUAGGUGCGGCGAAUAAUGAGCUACGUAUCCGCGCUGGUCAGCUUGCUCAGCGAGAAGCCGAGAGAGUCCAGCUGCUGGAGCGCGCUGAAGCCGCAUGGAGGGACCUUGAGUCAGGCUACCAAAAGCGGCUGCAACUAGCUGCAGAAAGAGAAGAGGACAUUGCCAAACAAAUACAAAAAUUAAUGGAUGAUAGGAACGAAUAUAAGAUUUCUUCUAAUAAUUUAGUGAAGGACUUGAAAGAAAGGGGAGAUAUUGUUGAGUCAAUGCGAGGAAAUUUAUCAAAUUUAGAGAAGGAAAUAUGCGAAAAAGCUUGCAUGAAGCUGAAACUCAGUGAAGAGGCAGCAAAAGGCGAAGCUGUCUUAGUGGAAGAACAAUGCAAAUUGACGCAAUACGAACGAGACCUUUUGUUCAAAGAAGAACAAACUCGUCGCAAGCUACUAACGUUGGAGAACGAAGUUGACUCUGCGCGUGCUUUGACCUGCGAAGCGGAGCGGGCGAUGCGCGCGGAGCUGAGCGCGCUGCGCGAGCAAAUAGGAGAGGUCUCUAAGGAGCUACUGCAAGUGGACGAGGAGAAUUUAAAAAUCAACCAAGAGAAUGAGCAACUACGACAAGAGAAAAUGGAAAUGGUGGAAGAUUUAGAGGGAUGCAAGGUUUUGUGCGAGAAUAGGAUGAAGGACCGGCUGGAUGAGUUGGCGAAGAAGAAGGAGAUGUUAAAAGGAGUGAAGGAACAAGUGUUGGAAUGUCGGUGCCAGCUGCCGGUCGACGAGACCGUGGAAGUAAAGCGCACGCCCUCUCUAGUCGCCAUGUGCCGAUGCGCACCUGAAGAUAAGUUACUGGAAUCGUGUUCGUGCACGUCUUUGCGAAGCAGGUUAUUGUCCAACUUGUUGGCCGACUUGUUCGGAGGCCUGCAGACCGAGCUAGGCGGCUCGGGGUCACAGAUGCCGUGUCAACUGCUCAAGUGUCUCGAUGACAAACAUAACUGGGAUAAAGCCAGCACCGUCAAGACCAAUUUAAGAAAUUUCUUCUCGAAAUUAUUAAUGGGUGAACUUGAUAUUGCUAUUGCCACAUCUAUUGAAAAUUAUCAUGCAAAGUGGGUGGGUGAAUCGUGUGCUGACGUUGCAAAGAUGACACCGGGUCCUGACGAUGACGUGACCGAGGGAUGGGAGCAGAGGGCGCUAGAGAAACGUGCUCAGAAGAUGGCAACGCAACUUGCUGAACAAUUGUUCCAAGAACGAGCUGAACAACUGACUCAGAAAGCCAAAGACAUUGUUACGUCAGGCCCACCGCCAUGUGAAUGUGGCCCACGUAUUAAAACAGAAGCUGCGGCUUUCCCGUGCUUGAUGCCACCGAACUCGCCGUUUAACCCUGGCCAUCUUGUCGUCAAUCGACAGACUACUGACUCUACACCAGCUUUCUGGAGGCGCACCAUACAGGAUGUAACGCAGCUUAGACUUCAAAUAGAAGACCUUAAAAAGGACAGCAUAAAGAAGGAAGAUUUGAAACAAAUGGAAGAGAAAAUUUUCAAAAUAGUUAAAGAAGCUUCGGUCAUAGAAAACGAAGACUCUUCACUUGUCUCCAAUUUACCCGGAAAUACUAAUAAAAAGGAGCCUAAAAUUCAAAAAAAUGGCCACUCCAGAGACAAUUCUCCGAAAAGCAUAGUUCGAAAUAACGUAAAAAAGAAGAAUUUUGAUCCAAAUAUUUAUUCUAGAAAAACAUCUAUUUAUGAAAAACCUACCAAACAAAGUAAAAAGCAUCUUCACAGUCAAUCUUUUGCAGUUAAUUUAUGUUUAUGUGGAUCACAAAAAAAUAGUAAACAAUUCCAGAACUCCCAUAAUGAUGUAAAAUCUCAAUCAUGGAGACAAAAUCCAGUUAAAGAAAUACUACCUCAAGCUUCUGUUGCCAAACACAUAAAACCGAUUAACGUAGACCUUCUUGCCCCUGAACUGGACGAAAGCUCUAAGAAGACACCAGGACCUUGUGGUAACACAUGCAAAUGUUUCCACAAUGUACCAUCCACUACUUCAAUAGAUAAACUUUUGGAUACAUUAGCCAAAUGGAAAUGUGAUUUGGCUGAAACUCAAGACAUGAAAAAUAUUAAAAGCAGUUUAAGUGAAUAUUCAAAGACAGCCAUCAAGGACUCUAUGCGAUUUAGUAACCAUAACGACUCUAAAAUUAAUUUAUCACCAUCAAAUGCAAGUAACAAAAAUCAAGAAAAGGAAAGUCAUAUUCGUAAAGAAAUACUUGCAGAAACUGCCAACCAACAACAUGAAAAACAGGUUAGAGAGUCCAUUUUAAAUACUGAAUCAGAAUAUAUGGGAGCUGUUAAUUUAGAUAAAAGUAACGAAAAUUGCAAAUGUAUCCCUAAUAUUGAACUUGCAUUGACCAACAAUCAAAAAAAAAGUAGAGCAACUACAGACAAUUCUGAAUACACAUGUAUAAAUACACACACUGCUUGUGAAUGUAGAAUAUACCAAGAAAUGCAAAAAGAUCAUAAAAGAUCUCAGACAGAUGAAAUGUUCAAAGUACAAUUAGAAACCAAUCAGUGUCAAGUGGCUCAAACAAAAGAUAUUCCAGAAUUAACGAAAAAUAACCUUUCAAAAACUUGCACUCAAGCAAGAACCCCAAACGACAUGAAACGAAAGUCAGACAUGAAUGAUCAUACACCAAACACAGAAUUAUUAUCGAAUAAUGGUGAAUAUUACAUACAAUUUUUGGGCGUAACUUUAGAUGACUUAAAUAAUAAGAAAAUAAAGAGGACAAUAAAAGAUAAUCCCGAUGACGGAUUAAGUUCCAGGGAUAAAUACGACGAACAUCGACGAAAAGUAUCAAAUAAGUCAUCAAAUUUUGAACCAAAACUAAAGAUGAAUUGCGAAGCGAAUGGGUGUAACAAUGGUGCAAAGUGUGAAUGUAAUGCUAAACUUGAAGAAAUUAAAGGUUUUAUGACUAACUUUUUCACUCAUAAGACGAAAUUUCGAUAUAAAGAUGAAGCCCUUGAUUCACAAAGUUUUAAAUCCAACGAGAAUAAUUUGGAACCUUGCGUAUGUUGCAAUACAUACAAUAUAGAUGAUUCUAAGGAAUUAGAAGUUAAUGCUUUCCAUUUAUUGGAGGACCAUCUGAAAGGGAAAUUAGAAGAAUUCAAAUCAUUUUCUUGUAAAUCUUCGUGCAUACCACCGGAAGAAGAAGAGAAACUUUUUUCAGCUAUUUUACAGAGAGUCAAGCAAGUAAUUUCAGAUUGUGCCAAUGAAAUGAAAUGCGCUUGUCCAGCAGGCAUGACCAAUAAUGGUAGUUGGAACAGAGCUUACGGUCUUUUACAAGAAUAUUUAAAAAUUAAAAUUAAACGUGUUCAAUGUCUCUGUAUUUUAGACGAUAAAAAAGAAGUUAUAUUACCAGAAAUUUUGGAUAAAGUUUGUACCUUAAUAGAAAGUGAUUUCCAACGUUUGAAGGAUAUUUGUAAAUGUAAAAAUAUUACUGACACUCAUAAAAAAACCGUACGCAUCGAAGACGUUCUAGUAUCAACUAAUGAAUGUCCAGAAAAAGAUAUUGAACAAAUAAUGUAUGAUAAAGAAAUUCAAAACUGCUAUGUUGUUCCAAAAUUAUCAAAACAGAAUUCGAACAAGUCUAUGAUUCUUACAGAAAAUACAUCGUUACAAGUAUUUCCUUAUUUCGGAAUGGAAGCCAAAUCGUGUAACGCCAUGGAAAUAGACUGUAAAAACGCACAAACUACGGAAACGGACUAUAUCGAUACCGAUACAAAAUCUAAUGGAGUUAUAUUUAAUACAUGUGACUGUUGCUUCAACACAGGUCAUGUAGAUUUUCUUAAACAUCCGGAUAGGUUUGGAACUAAAGGGGUGUUUGUUGAUCUACCUGCGGAUGAAAUGGUUGAUACGGAUGAUAUAGCUCAAGGUGACACAGACCAGAAGCCGUCAAAAGUAAAUGUCUCACGCAGAAUAAACAGCACAAAACCUAUACCACAAUUAGAACGUACAGAAACGAAUGAAAAUGAGAAUAAACAUACAGUACUGGAGGAAAACAAAGAAGCUCCUCGUCCAUCUUAUAUAGGCUAUACAGUGGAUUGCUGUUGUGAUGCCUACCUUGGAUCGUGUGUCUGCAUGAAGUCCGUUGUAAACGCAAAUCAUGAUAAAAUUAAUAGUCUUUGGAAAGGUUUCCUAGAUAUAAAGACCAAUGAUCAAAAUUAUUCCUACAUAAUGAACGGCACCCAAAACAAACGUAAUGAUGCUGGUGUAAAUUGUCCUCUAAUUAUUAAGACGGAAACAAAAGAAGAACCAAACUCAUUAGAACAAAAUUAUGAAAUAACUACACGUGACACUGAAGUAAACGCAAAAGCUGGAGAUGGUUUGGUUUUGAAAUAUUCUCAUGAGAAUCUUGAAUCUGUUAACGCUACAGCUAAUACAUUUGAAGAAAAUAUGAGCUUAGGAACUCUUUACUCUUAUAAUGAAAAUGUAUUGGAAUGGUAUGAAUACCCCGCUCCAAUGUCGUCAGGAAGAUCAAAUGCCGCUAAGCUCGCGAAUUCUAUUUUCUACCCGGGACAACCCAUUGACAGUCAUUAUGAUAAGUAUGCUUCACUUAAUGUAAACGACUCCUUUAAACCGCCUCAACCUUGUAAUUGUGAUUGUGAUAAGGUUCCCAUUUGCCACGUCAAAAUGUUGGUGGAGAAUAUCGAGAAAAAUCUCAUAGAAUCCAAAUGCACGUGUGACUCUUUGAUAUCAAAAGCAUGCCCAGUGCAUUCCAAAAAAAAUUAUAAAUUCAUGAUGGACAAAUCUAAUAAAAAUACCGCGUCAAAUGGCACGGCUGUGGGCGAACCAAAGGAGAGAGUAAGAAAGAAACCAAAUAUAUUGUCACGUAUAUUCGUUUGGUGGAUAUUCCCUGUGCUCAUUACUGGCAACAAGCGUGAUGUAGAAGAAGACGAUUUAAUUGUUCCGAGUAAAAAAUUCAAUUCUGAAAGACAAGGAGAAUAUUUUGAAAGAUAUUGGUUCGAGGAGGUAGCAAUUGCUGAGAGAGAAGACCGAGAUCCUUCGUUAUGGAAAGCGAUGCGCCGCGCUUACUGGCUGCAAUACAUGCCGGGAGCUAUCUUCGUGCUGCUCAUUUCUGGAUUAAGGACAGCUCAGCCAUUGCUGUUCUCUCAGCUCCUGUCCUACUGGUCGGUGGACAGCGAGAUGUCGCAGCAGGAUGCUGGUCUCUAUGCCCUGGCUAUGCUGGGGAUCAACUUCAUCACCAUGAUGUGCACACACCACAACAACUUGUUCGUCAUGCGGUUCAGUAUGAAAGUCAAAAUCGCCGCCUCUUCACUCUUAUUUAGAAAGUUGCUCCGCAUGAGUCAAGUGUCAGUGGGCGAUGUCGCUGGUGGAAAGCUAGUGAACUUGCUGUCCAACGAUGUCGCAAGGUUUGACUAUGCGUUCAUGUUCCUACACUACCUGUGGGUGGUGCCGCUGCAAGUCGGAGUUGUCCUGUACUUCGUGUACGAUGCUGCUGGGUGGGCGCCAUAUGUCGGUCUCUUUGGAGUGAUUAUAUUAAUCAUGCCACUUCAAGCUGGUCUAACUAAACUCACGGGUGUUGUGAGACGGAUGACAGCUAAGAGGACUGACAAAAGAAUUAAGCUUAUGAGUGAAAUUAUCAACGGUAUACAGGUCAUCAAAAUGUACGCUUGGGAGAAACCCUUCCAAUUGGUGGUGAAGGCAGCUCGUGCGUAUGAAAUGAGUGCUCUUAGGAAAUCCAUCUUCAUCAGGAGUAUGUUCCUCGGGUUCAUGUUGUUCACUGAGCGAAGUGUUAUGUUUCUGACUGUGCUGACUCUAGCGCUGACUGGAAACAUGAUUAGUGCCACUCUGAUUUAUCCCAUCCAACAGUACUUCGGUAUUAUCACAAUGAACGUUACCCUUAUUUUACCGAUGGCGUUUGCAAGUUUCUCUGAGAUGUUGAUAUCCUUGGAACGUAUUCAGGGAUUCCUCCUUUUGGACGAGCGUUCAGACAUUCAAAUUACACCAAAAGUGGUGAAUGGUGCUGGAAGUAAAUUGUUCAACAAUUCCAAGAAAGAGGGAGGCCUCGAAACUGGCAUUGUAUUGCCAACAAAAUACUCACCCACCGAAGCGAAUAUUGCCAGACCCAUGCAGGAUGAACCUAACAUGGCCGACUAUCCUGUGCAACUUAACAAAGUUAAUGCAACAUGGGCGGACCUCAAUGAUAACAAAGAGAUGACACUCAAGAAUAUAUCUUUACGUGUUCGCAAAAAUAAACUAUGCGCUGUUAUUGGACCUGUGGGAUCAGGAAAGACCUCUCUUCUUCAGCUCCUUUUGAGAGAGUUGCCAGUGACUAGUGGCAACCUCAGCAUAUCUGGUACCGUAUCCUACGCUAGUCAGGAGCCUUGGCUGUUCCCUGCGACCGUGCGGGAGAACAUUCUGUUUGGUUUGGAAUAUAAUGUCGCCAAAUAUAAAGAGGUUUGUAAAGUCUGCUCAUUACUGCCAGACUUUAAGCAGUUCCCGUACGGUGACUUGUCUCUGGUUGGGGAGCGAGGUGUGUCACUGUCUGGUGGUCAGAGGGCCAGGAUCAAUUUAGCCAGAGCUGUCUACCGCGAGGCUGACAUUUACUUGCUUGACGAUCCUCUAUCGGCUGUAGACGCAAACGUCGGCAGGCAACUAUUCGACGGUUGCAUCAAAGGAUACCUCAGCGGCAAGACAUGCAUCCUGGUCACCCAUCAAAUUCACUACCUUAAAGCUGCAGACUUUAUUGUAGUCCUAAACGAGGGUUCCGUCGAAAAUAUGGGCUCGUAUGAUGAACUAAUGAAAACUGGAACGGAAUUCUCGAUGCUGCUCUCUGACCAAGCUAGUGAAGGCUCUGACACUGACAAAAAAGAACGGCCAGCAAUGAUGCGAGGAAUAUCAAAGAUGUCAGUCAAGAGUGACGAUGAGGAAGGUGAGGAGAAGGUUCAAGUAUUGGAGGCCGAAGAGAGACAGUCGGGCAGUCUGAAGUGGGAUGUGCUUGGGAGGUACAUGAAGUCAGUCAACUCCUGGUGCAUGGUGGUAAUGGCAUUCCUCGUGUUGGUGAUCACGCAGGGUGCUGCCACCACUACCGACUACUGGCUUAGUUUCUGGACUAACCAGGUGGAUGGAUACAUACAAACUCUACCCGAAGGAGAAAGUCCAAAUCCUGAAUUGAACACUCAAGUUGGUCUGUUAACCACGGGACAGUACCUCAUUGUGCACGGCAGUGUAGUACUAGCCAUUAUAAUAUUGACGCAAGUCAGAAUACUUUCCUUCGUAGUGAUGACUAUGCGAGCUUCGGAAAAUCUUCAUAACACCAUUUACGAGAAAUUGAUAGUGGCUGUAAUGAGAUUUUUCGAUACCAAUCCAUCGGGUCGUGUCUUGAACAGAUUCUCAAAAGAUAUGGGUGCAAUGGAUGAGCUGUUGCCGCGAAGCAUGUUGGAGACUGUUCAGAUGUACCUGUCUCUAGCCAGUGUCCUUGUGCUGAACGCGAUAGCCUUACCAUGGACGUUGAUACCCACCACAGUGUUGAUGUUUAUAUUUGUAUUCCUAUUGAAGUGGUACAUUAAUGCCGCUCAAGCUGUGAAACGAUUGGAAGGAACAACAAAGAGUCCAGUGUUUGGAAUGAUCAACUCUACUAUCUCUGGACUCUCCACCAUAAGAAGUUCCAACUCUCAGGACCGACUUCUAAACUCAUUUGAUGAUGCACAGAAUCUCCAUACUAGCGCUUUCUACACGUUUUUGGGUGGUUCAACCGCAUUCGGUCUGUACCUGGACACCCUCUGUUUAAUCUACCUCGGAAUUAUCAUGUCCAUCUUCAUUCUUGGUGAUUUCGGUGAGCUGAUACCAGUGGGUAGCGUCGGUCUGGCCGUCAGUCAGUCCAUGGUGCUGACCAUGAUGUUGCAAAUGGCCGCCAAGUUCACUGCCGACUUCUUGGGACAGAUGACAGCCGUCGAGAGGGUCCUGGAGUACACCAAGCUACCUACCGAAGAAAACAUGGAGACUGGACCGACAACGCCACCAAAGGACUGGCCAAGUGCUGGAGAGGUGACGUUCUCAAACGUGUACCUCAAGUAUUCUCCUGACGACCCACCUGUACUGAAGGACCUGAACUUUGCAAUCAAGAGUGGAUGGAAGGUCGGAGUAGUUGGUAGAACUGGUGCUGGCAAGUCCUCGUUGAUAUCAGCUCUGUUCCGGCUCAGCGACAUUACAGGCAGCAUCAAAAUUGAUGGCCUCGAUACUCAAGGAAUUGCCAAGAAGCUUUUGAGAUCAAAAAUAUCAAUAAUUCCGCAAGAGCCAGUGUUGUUCUCUGCCUCGCUGCGUUACAAUCUGGACCCAUUCGACAACUACAACGAUGAAGAUAUUUGGAGAGCAUUGGAACAGGUGGAACUAAAGGAGAGUAUACCAGCCCUCGAUUACAAAGUGUCGGAAGGCGGCACCAACUUCUCAAUGGGACAACGUCAGCUGGUGUGCCUGGCGCGCGCCAUCCUCCGCUCAAAUAAAAUUCUCAUCAUGGACGAAGCUACCGCUAACGUCGAUCCUCAGACGGAUGCUUUGAUCCAGAAAACAAUUCGUAAACAAUUUGCAACGUGCACCGUGCUCACGAUCGCGCAUCGACUGAACACCAUUAUGGAUUCAGAUCGAGUACUAGUCAUGGACCAGGGAGUGGCCGCGGAGUUCGACCACCCCUACAUCUUGCUGUCCAACCCCAACAGCAAGUUCUCCUCAAUGGUGAAAGAAACAGGCGACAACAUGUCCAGAAUCUUGUUCGAAGUAGCCAAAACAAAAUAUGAAAGUGAUUCCAAAACCGCUUAGUAACGAAUAAUAAAUUUUUAGUUUGUAAUAGAUAUAGUUGUAAUAUAGUUAGCUAAGUAAAUUUAUUUAUUUUUAUACAAUGACAAAA